This is a messenger RNA of Aspergillus niger, 294 nucleotides long. RefSeq lists its product as hypothetical. The record is from RefSeq and is a predicted model, not a curated record. The transcript has 4 exons. Bases 1 to 294 code for a protein of 97 amino acids. Lineage: Eukaryota; Fungi; Ascomycota; Eurotiomycetes; Eurotiales; Aspergillaceae.
AUGACGGGAGCACAAUCAUCAUCCGAGGACAUACCCGCCCGUGCCGUAAGGACACUUGGCCGUCAAGUGGCUUCCCCCGGUAGCCAGGAUGAUACCACUUCAGGGUCCAAUGGAGGACUUACCCUGCGAAUGCUACGUUACAUCACCUUUGCGCCACAGUUGCCUUGUAUGCUGCGAGCGGAAGGAGUUUCACCAUCUACAGUCGACCCGAGCCUCAGAUCAAUGCUGAGGUGGGUGGUCAGAGACCACGCAGGAAGACAGGCAAAGGAUAAGCUGACAGCUGCCCGGCUGUAG